Camelina sativa (false flax) is the source of this 3515-nucleotide messenger RNA. The record is from RefSeq and is a predicted model, not a curated record. Lineage: Eukaryota; Viridiplantae; Streptophyta; Magnoliopsida; Brassicales; Brassicaceae.
UUUAUUAUUGACUUUGGUUUGUCUGGAAUAGUAAUAGUAGUGAGUAAAUAGGGUUUGUUGACGAAAUUCGAAUUUCCGCCAUUCUUGUUUUGAAAAAAACAAUUAAGCUCUGCCGACCGUUUUAGAUUUCUUUCUUCUCUUCUCUUUUAAUCUUCUUCCUCUGUAAAACUUUUCAAUCACUCACUCUCUUGUUAUCUCAACUCAGAUUUGUCUCAGAUCGGAGAUUUCCUCGUUUUCGACUUUUUUUAGUUUAAAUUUGGGGAUUUCUUCGAUUUCUGAUUACUUCCAUUUCCGAACCUCGCAUCGAGAGAGAGAGAGAGAGAUCGUGAGAUGAUGCAAAGGAGGAGGGUACAAUAGCUGUUUGCUUAGAUAAUGUAUUGGAGUGAAGAUUGCAUAGAAGAAGGCAACGUAUGGGAAUUGGGGUUACUAUUUUUGCUUAUUCAUUGACGAGCUAUGGAAAGUGAGUCUACUACUACAACCAUCUCAACUCCUCAGGAUGGGAUCCCUAAAUCGCGUCACGGGAGGACUAGUGGCCCUGCUAGACGUUCAACUCGAGGUCAAUGGACAGCCGAGGAGGAUGAGGUGUUGAGAAAAGCUGUCCAUAGUUUCAAAGGGAAGAACUGGAAGAAGAUAGCUGAAUAUUUCAAAGAUCGAACUGAUGUCCAGUGCCUGCACAGGUGGCAGAAGGUUCUUAACCCUGAACUUGUUAAAGGGCCAUGGACGAAGGAGGAAGAUGAAAUGAUAGUUCAGUUAAUCGAAAAAUAUGGGCCGAAGAAGUGGUCCACUAUUGCUCGGUAUUUACCUGGUCGCAUUGGAAAGCAAUGUAGAGAGAGGUGGCACAAUCACCUCAAUCCUGCCAUAAACAAGGAAGCUUGGACUCAAGAAGAAGAGCUGGUUCUCAUUCGUGCUCAUCAAAUAUAUGGUAAUAAAUGGGCAGAGUUAACCAAGUUCUUGCCUGGAAGGUCGGAUAAUGGAAUUAAAAAUCACUGGCACAGUUCAGUUAAGAAGAAACUUGAUUCCUACAUGUCGUCUGGCCUUUUGGAUCAGUACCAAGCCAUGCCUCUAGCUCCUUAUGAGAGAAGUUCCACAUUACAAUCAGCUUUUAUGCAGAGUAAUAUAGAUGGAAAUGGCGAAAUAGACAGCCGUCAAAAUUCAAGCAUGGUUGGCUGCUCACUAUCUGCAGGAGAUUUUUCAAAUGGAGCUAUAAACAUGGACCAUCAUUUCUACCCUUGUCGAAACUCUCAAGAGACUGAGCAAGCUGUUUAUCAUUCAGAUCAGUAUUUUUAUCCUGAAUUGGAAGAUAUAUCAGUCUCCAUCUCAGAAGUCUCUUAUGACAUGGAGGACUGUUCACAGUUUCCUGAUCAUAAUAAUGUCUCGACUGCUCCAAGUCAGGACUACCAAUUUGAUUUUCAGGAGCUUUCGGACAUUUCACUGGAGAUGAGACAGGCUAAUAUGUCAGAGCUACCGAUGCCAUACACGAAGGAGAGCAAGGAAUCAACUGUGGAACCUACAAACUCCACACUAAGUAUUGAUGUGGCUACUUACACCAACUCAGCAAACGUUUUGACGCCUGAAACGGAAUGUUGCAGGGUACUUUUCCCUGAUCAAGAGAGUGAAGGGCACAGUGUUUCUAGAUCCUUGACCCAAGAACCAAACGAGGUUAACCAGUCAGACUCCCGAGAUCCUAUUUUGUCUGCAUCAGCUUCAGACAGCCAGAUAUCAGAAGCUACGAAAUCUCCUAUGCAGAGCUCUUCUUCAAGGUUGAAUGCAACAGCCGCCUCAGGCAAAGAAACUCUUCGGCCAGCUCCCUUAAUCAUAACACCCGACAAAUAUGCAAAGAAGUCAUCCGGAUUGAUAUGUCAUCCUUUUGAGGCAGAACCAAAGUGCACAACAAAUGGAAACGGUAGGUUCAUAUGCAUCGAUGAUCCAUCAAGCUUCACUUGUGUUGAUGGAGGAACCAAUAACUCCAGCGAAGAAGAUCAAUCAUAUCAUGUGAAUGAUUCCAAGAAGUUGGUUGCAGUGAGUGAUUUUGCUUCUCUGGCAGAAGACAGGCCACACUCUCCUCCCAAGCAUGAUCCAAACACGACAAGCGAGCAACAUCAUGAAGAUAUGGGAGCAUCGUCAAGUCUCGGUUUUCCAAGCUUGGACCUACCUGUUUUCAGCUGUGAUCUUCUACAAUCUAAAAACGAUCCACUACACGAUUAUAGUCCUCUUGGCAUACGCAAGCUACUGAUGUCCACCAUGACGUGCAUAAGUCCCAUUCGACUGUGGGGAUCUCCCACUGGAAAAAAGACGUUGGUUGGUGCAAAGUCAAUCUUGAGGAAACGGACCCGUGAUUUGCUGACACCGCUAUCUGAGAAAAGAAGUGAUAAGAAACUUGAAACUGAUAUAGCAGCCAGUCUGGCAAAAGAUUUUUCACGUCUAGAUGUGAUGUUUGAUGAGAGUGAGAAUCGAGAAUCUAUCUUUGGAAAUAACACUGAUGUCAUUCUUGGAGAUAGAAUCAAUAGUGGAGAAGGUGAAGAGAACUGGAGGAGCAACCCUUCUUCACUCUUUAGUCACAAAAUGCCAGAAGAAACUGUGCAUAUCAGAAAAUCGCUUGAGAAAGCAGAGCAAACUUGCAUGGAGGCAAAUGUCAGGGAAAACGAUGGUUCUGGAGCUAAUGUCGAAAAUGCUGAAAGUUUCUCUGGUGUUCUUUCUGAGCUCAAUAACUGCAAGCCAGUUCUGUCUUCUCCUCCUGGCCAAUCAGUAACCAAAGCAGAGAAAGCACAAGUUUUAACACCAAGAAACCAAUUCCAGAAAACUUUCAUGGCUAACAAAGAACAGCAUUCCUCUUCAAGUCUUUGUUUGGUCAUCAAUUCGCCUUCUCUAGCGAGAAACACAGAGGGUCAUCUUGUUGACAACGAGACAAGCAAUGAGAAUUUUAGCAUAUUCUGUGGAACUCCAUUCAGGAGAGGUCUUGAAUCUCCCUCAGCCUGGAAAUCUCCAUUUUACGUAAACUCUCUCUUGCCCAGCCCAAGGUUUGACACAGAAAUAACUAUCGAGGAUAUGGGCUACAUUUUCAGUCCUGGGGAGAGGAGCUACGAUAGCAUAGGAGUGAUGACACAGAGAAAUGAGCAUGCAAGAGCAUUUGCAGCAUUUGCAGAUGCAAUGGAAGUUUCAAUUUCACCAACUAAUGAUGAUGCAGAACAGAAGAAGGAAUUGAACAAAGAGAAUAAUGAUCCUCUACUGGCGGAGCGUCGAGUGCUGGACUUCAACGAUUGCGAGUCUCCCGUCAAAGCAACAGAAGAAGUCUCAUCUUACCUCUUGAAGGGGAGUAGGUAAAAAAAUGCCAAAAGCUCAUACAUAAUAUGCAAAUGCAAAUGCACAUACAUGAACAUGUAUAAAUAUGUAUGUGUAUCUUUUAUGAAUUGUCCCUGUCUGGAUCUAUUUCUUUUCUAUGUUUCUUUUUAAUGGAUCAACUCGAGUGAAUUUAUGUAGAUUCUGUGAUCAAUAUAUAAAUAUACAUAUUUCAUAUA